Messenger RNA from Saccostrea cuccullata (small rock oyster), 692 nucleotides. RefSeq lists its product as uncharacterized. The coding region runs from base 5 to 679 and encodes 224 amino acids. The record is from RefSeq and is a predicted model, not a curated record. The transcript has 5 exons. Lineage: Eukaryota; Metazoa; Mollusca; Bivalvia; Ostreida; Ostreidae.
AAAAAUGAUCGGAAGACUUUUCAAUUUUCUGACCAUAGCUAUGGCUUUCUAUGUUCUCAGUCCUGAGGGUCGAUUUUUAAAGCGAGAGGGUCAGGAAUACACUAACACAAGUUUUGAACUCACGGACUCGCGGUGUAUGAGACUGUAUUCGUGCCCUAAGACACCACCGGAAGUUGUUUUCUUUGGAGACAGAGAAAAGGGUGAAGCUACCUUAAGAGGGAACUAUUUCACAGAAGUCUGUAGGUAUCUGAGGGAACUAAUUCAAUGUGGAAAAGACCUUAACAUUAAGGCUCUCCCAGAAUGCAAUGACGAAAGAAAUCUUCUUCUUAUAAUUGCUGCCAGGGAAACAAGCAUGUGUAAAAAUCCUAUAUUUCCUCUUCUUCAAGGGCUGCAACAGUGUAUGAAUAGCAGAUACCUGCAGCUCGAUAGAUACAGAAAAGAAGUCAUAGCGUUAAUGGAAUCAACACGUCAACAUCCUGCAAAUAAUGAAAUGUCAAAAAAUCUUUUCUGUCGAUCAUACAGCCAGCUCUUGGAUAAAACAUUACAACAGUUGAAAAGUUGCAAUGAGAUUGAAUUUCAAUGGACAUCGCAAAAUACAGAAACAUUUAGACAUCGUUUCUAUCCAGCAAUUAUUGGGGAGGAGAUGAAUUUUCAAUGUCCUGAUCCUGCAGAAAUUUAAAAACUGUUAAAAA